Molecule: messenger RNA, 1191 nt
Organism: Exserohilum turcica Et28A
Lineage: Eukaryota; Fungi; Ascomycota; Dothideomycetes; Pleosporales; Pleosporaceae
Exons: 3
Coding region: 1-1191 (396 amino acids)
Source: RefSeq, a predicted model, not a curated record
AUGAGGCUCAGCACCGCCAUCGUUAGCGCCGCCUCCAUCUUCUCGGUCGCCGCUCGAGUCAUCGACUGGCCCAUCAGUAAUGAAUCCGAGCUGCAACCCACAAUAGCCUUCUGGGACGACGACUACGCCGCCUCUGGCGAAUGGACUACCUACACUGCCAAAGGCGGCGCCCUCAUGUGUGCCCUCCAAGGCAGCGACCAAACUGCCGGCCUCCAACUAAAAGACACACGCUCCCCGCCCUCGGCCGCCAGCCACUUCAACACCGACCUCAAGACCGAACUGCACACAUGGUACUGGCGCAGCGUGGACCCCGCAUCCUUCAGCUGCAGUUUCUCCGACCACUGGGGCUUCUCCAAGGCCAUGCAGGCGCUGGGCCUCAGCGGGAAGCCGGCGUCGCAAGGCGGGGACAACAAGUGCUAUCGUAUUGAACACUGGGAUCCUGAAAAAAGAGACGACAAUGGGAACCAGAUUCCGGCUUUGAACCAGUGGUAUAAUGUCGCUGGCAUUGAGCAGCAGUUUCGCGCGACAAAAGCCCAUUACGAAUUCGCCGUCAACACGGCCGGCGGCGCAAUCUACGGCCUUUUUCUCCUCAGCCCCCAGGCCUCUGCCAAAUCCCUCUGGCACGCCGACAAAAAAGAUGCAGACAAAAAUGCCCUGCCCCAGCUGCGCCUCUUUUCAGAUAUCCUGUGGGGCUUCUGGGUGCGCGACAACCCAAAUGUAAAGAAUAUUCGCUAUUUCCUGAUGAUUGGCAUUUCAAACGACGUCACGAAUCGCCUGAUUGCUUCGUGUCUGCGUGAUGUGGGCAGCGAGUUGAGCGCCUGGCCGGGAACACAGUUCACCAUGGAUACAGAACAGGGACAUGCGCUGUUGGGAUCUCCCAACGGAGCGGCCUUUGCGUAUUUCCUCAUCCAGCACAAGGCGCAGCUGGGCCAGAAGACAAUUACAAAGGUGACUGUGUUUAGGCCUGAAAACGAUGACGAUAUUGCCUUUGUGGAUGCCUCGUUGUGCUUUCACGUGGAAGAUGGGGUGCUGGCGGGGGACGAUGGUGCUGGUGGCGACGGCGACGGCGACGGUAGAGAUGGAGGCGACGCUCCUGCAAUCGAGGUCAAGAAUGACUAUCUCAUCCGCGAGACCAUGGUCCAGCCGGAUAAAGGGAAUAGCAUCACGAGGGUGCACGAAGUGUAUUUGUGA